AUGCAGCUCCGAUACCUCCUCACUUUCCUUUGCCCGGCCAUGCUAGCCGUGAGCCAGGGAACCAAUAGCACCACCGGCGCGCUGGGCGACGCUCGCCCCGUCCGCAACAACCCCGUCAUCGGCGAAACUUGGGUAGCCAGCUUCGACUUGCCCGCGGUCCUGGGGACUGUUACCGCCGUGGCCAGCACCAUCGGCAUUAACUACACCGUGGACGUGACCGGUCUCGCAGUAGACCGAGGGCCGUACAAGUACCACAUCCACAUCCACCCCGUCCCCGAGAGCGGAAACUGCACCGAUACGGGCGGCCAUCUCGACUCGUAUGUACGGGGAGACUCGCCGCCGUGCGAUAGUGCGCUGCCGCAGACAUGUCAGGUUGGAGAUCUGUCGGGCAAGUAUGGGACGGUAGCCGGGCCGGAGGGUUUGAAAGAAUUCAACGACCCCUACACGGCCACCAACAAGAUUCAACUGGGAUACAUCGGCGGCCGAUCUAUUGUCUUCCACGAUGCCAGUGGUGGGCGCAUCGCAUGUGCUAUGCUCGAAAAGGUGGAGGUUUCCACCUCGUAG
This is a messenger RNA of Dichotomopilus funicola, 564 nucleotides long. RefSeq lists its product as uncharacterized. Gene Ontology annotation, biological process: superoxide metabolic process. The transcript has 3 exons. Lineage: Eukaryota; Fungi; Ascomycota; Sordariomycetes; Sordariales; Chaetomiaceae. The record is from RefSeq and is a predicted model, not a curated record. Gene Ontology annotation, molecular function: copper ion binding. Gene Ontology annotation, cellular component: extracellular region. Bases 1 to 564 code for a protein of 187 amino acids.